Daphnia magna is the source of this 1740-nucleotide messenger RNA. RefSeq names its product eukaryotic translation initiation factor 5B. The transcript is spliced from 7 exons. Bases 73 to 1323 code for a protein of 416 amino acids. Lineage: Eukaryota; Metazoa; Arthropoda; Branchiopoda; Diplostraca; Daphniidae. The record is from RefSeq and is a predicted model, not a curated record.
AUCGAUCUUUGAACUAAACUGUCGGAUCCCACACCUAAAAACAUUGAGGAAAAUUCGAAGACGUUUGAUGACAUGGCAAAGGGAAAUCAGUCUAUUCUCGGAGAAAACAUGAGAAACGUACACUUCAGAUCGCGGACUUUUGUUAUAAUAGGAUGCGCGUUAGCGGGUUUCGCUUUAUUCAGUUACUGGGGCCUUUCAACCCAAAAUAGCGAUCUUCACGACAAAAUCGAACGGCUUGAAGAUAACCUCAACAUUGGUACGCGUAAGCAAAGAGAUCUGGAAGAUGAACUGCAGGCCAUGGUAAAGAAAUCAAAUGAUCUGCUGAAAGCUAAUGCAAAGUUGCAGUCUGAAUUGCAGCAAAAAGAGAAUCUCAUUUCAGCGCAGGGUGUAGAAGGUUCUCAAUGGAGAGACAAAGUACGAAAUGCAGAAACAGAAGUAGAGAAGUUCAAAGCUGACAUUGCAGACAAGGUGAAAAAGUUACAAGAUCUGCAAAAACAAGUUGCAUCAUAUUCUCAAGAUAUUUUGCUUAAAGAAUCAAAAUUGAGCGAAGCACAAGAACUUAUCAAAAAGCUGGAAAAGGACCCUCUCAACGUGCACAAUAUAACUGAACAUUUGUCAAUGGGCCAUGCACCGGCCAUAGUAUCCGCCCCCGUUGGCGGCAUACAUGUACACGAUCCAGCUGUAGAGGGCAUGAUCUUCCAUGGGGUUCCAUUACUACCCCAAGAAUCCCCGAACGUACAGCGUCCACGACCGUUGUUUAGUGUCAACACCCUCAACAAUCUGAAAGUCGCAAGCAGUAGCUCAGCUGCCCCGGCCGCUGACCCUAGCCUUGUCCUCGCAAAACCCAACAACGAAAAGUCCGAUGAUGAUGUCGAAAAAAAGCUUGAAAAACGCCAGGAGAACGAACCGGUAGUCGGAAGGCCACAGCUAGAGGAGAGCGCUCCUGCAGUAAAACCCGAUGAAGAACUGGAGCUGGUGGAUCCGAAAGAUAACGUGGUGGAACACCCAGAAGUGGAGAACGAUGAGACCAAGUUUAAAGAAAUCCGAGAGGAAAUGGACAUUGGGGAGCUAGAUAAAAAUGCUCCGAACGCUGUGGAGAAUUCAAAGGAGCUGAAUGAAGCUAACGAUAACAACGUUAUCGACGAACCGAACCUCAUCAAUUCGCAAGGUGAAAAUCUUGACGAAGAGCCCGCGCUUUUGGAUACCAACCCGCGGUUCCGUAAUUUUAAAGCCCGUGUCAUGCAUAAAAAAACGGAGGACGACAAUUUACCUGAAGAUCAAGAAAUCGAAAACGAACACGAUGACGAUCGAGUAGACAACUAAAACGUUGUGGUGCCAAUCUUUUGUUCUAUUUGUUAUAGGGAUUUCAUGAUCAAUCUUGUCAGUUUUUUUUGUUUUUUUUUAAAUCUAUGAAUGUGUCUAUUCUCUUUUUCUUGCAUUGGUAUUCUUCCACAAAUUAAUUCUUGCGAGUUCGGUCGUUUUUUUUUUUGUUGUUGUGUGUAUUCAACUUUCUCAUGCCUUAGGGUAACGGACGCAACAAUUGUCGACUUGCGAUAGGUUAUGUCAGUUAUGUUUCGAAGUAUUAUUAUUAUAAUACUUUGUUUUUUCUCUGUUAGGUUUUGUUACGUUUAUGUGUUGAAUGCAUCAAGUCGUACAAGACACAAGCUCACUUAUUAUCCUCAUACCAUAAUCAAGUCUCUUAUUACUCGGUCCGAUUAAUAUAUAAACAACUGAAAUCUA